Messenger RNA from Euleptes europaea (tarantolino), 2233 nucleotides. RefSeq names its product G protein-coupled receptor kinase 5 (gene GRK5). Gene Ontology annotation, molecular function: G protein-coupled receptor kinase activity; ATP binding. Bases 7 to 1779 code for a protein of 590 amino acids. Gene Ontology annotation, biological process: regulation of signal transduction; protein phosphorylation; signal transduction. NCBI's taxonomy places the organism in Eukaryota, Metazoa, Chordata, Lepidosauria, Squamata, Sphaerodactylidae. The record is from RefSeq and is a predicted model, not a curated record. Gene Ontology annotation, cellular component: cytoplasm. The transcript is spliced from 16 exons.
UCGUCAAUGGAGCUGGAAAACAUCGUGGCCAACACGGUCUUGCUCAAAGCCAGGGAAGGGGGUGGAGGAAAGCGUAAAGGUAAAAGCAAAAAGUGGAAAGAAAUCCUGAAGUUCCCUCACAUUAGUCUGUGUGAAGAUCUCCGUAGGACAAUAGAGAGAGAUUACCACAGUUUAUGUGACAAGCAGCCAGUUGGAAGACUUCUUUUUCGUCAGUUCUGUGAGACUCGUCCAGAGCUUGAGUGCUGUAUUAGGUUUCUUGACUCAGUGGCAGAAUAUGAAGUUGCUCCAGAUGAAAAACUGGGAGAGAAAGGAAAAGAAAUUGUGAUGAAAUACCUCAUCCCAGAGUCCCCAGUUUAUGUAGCAGAAGUCAGUCGAGAUCUUGUCCAGCACGCAGAAGAAAAACUUGAAAACAGUCCCUGUAAAGAGCUGUUCUCACCUUGUGUAAAAUCUGUACAUGAGUAUCUAAGUGGAGAACCUUUUCAAGAAUAUACAGACAGCAUGUACUUUGAUCGAUUUCUCCAGUGGAAAUGGCUUGAAAGGCAACCAAUAACGAAAAAUACGUUUAGGCAGUACAGGGUAUUAGGAAAAGGUGGUUUUGGGGAGGUAUGUGCUUGCCAAGUACGAGCAACUGGGAAAAUGUAUGCUUGCAAAAGAUUAGAGAAAAAAAGAAUAAAGAAGAGGAAAGGUGAAUCCAUGGCCCUAAAUGAAAAGCAGAUCCUAGAAAAAGUCAAUAGUAAAUUUGUAGUCAACUUAGCCUAUGCCUAUGAAACAAAGGAUGCGCUGUGUUUGGUUUUGACCAUAAUGAAUGGGGGUGACUUGAAGUUCCACAUAUAUAACAUGGGAAACCCAGGCUUUGAGGAAGAAAGAGCCUUGUUUUAUGCAGCAGAGAUUCUUUGUGGCUUAGAAGACUUGCAUAGAGAGAACACUGUGUACAGGGAUUUGAAGCCAGAAAAUAUCCUAUUAGAUGAUUUUGGCCAUAUCAGAAUAUCUGAUUUGGGGCUAGCUGUUAAAAUCCCUGAGGGUGACUCAAUCCGCGGACGGGUAGGAACAGUCGGCUAUAUGGCUCCAGAAGUCUUGAACAACCAGCGAUACACGCUUAGCCCUGACUAUUGGGGAUUAGGUUGCCUGAUUUAUGAAAUGAUUGCAGGACAGUCACCAUUCCGUGGGAGAAAAGAGAAGGUGAAGCGAGAAGAGGUAGACAGGAGAGUCUUGGAGACGGAAGAGGUUUAUUCCCAUAAAUUCUCUGAAGAAGCAAAGUCCAUCUGUAAAAUGCUACUGACCAAAGAUGUGAAGCAGAGACUCGGAUGUCAGGGAGAAGGUGCAGCCGAAGUAAAGAGGCACCCGUUUUUCAAGAGCAUGAAUUUCAAACGCUUACAAGCAGGGAUGCUGGACCCUCCUUUUGUCCCCGAUCCCAGAGCAGUGUACUGCAAAGAUGUCUUGGACAUUGAACAAUUUUCAACUGUCAAGGGAGUGAACCUGGACCAAACAGAUGACGACUUUUAUUCCAAGUUUUCCACAGGCUGUGUCUCUAUUCCAUGGCAAAAUGAGAUGAUAGAAACUGAGUGUUUUAAAGAACUAAAUAUAUUUGGACCAAAUGGUACCAUCUCACCAGAUCUUAACAGAAACUACCCACCAGAACCACCUAAGAAAGGAUUGCUCCAUAGAAUAUUUAAACGCCAGCACCAGAACAAUUCCAAGAGUUCUUCAAAUGCAAAGGCCAGUUUAAACCACCAUAUAAAUUCCAACCACGUAAGUUCAAAUUCCACUGGAAGCAGCUAGUUCAACCUGUUCUCUUGUGAACCUUCACUUCACAUCCUUCCACUAUACCAUUUGGAGCUUCGAGGAUGAGACAGCUUCCACCGUUGAGCUAGAAGAUCAACAGUCUCCUACUGUGGGAGAAAUUUCCCUCUGUUCCUUCCAGUGGAGCCUCCCAUUUAAGAAGAAAUUUUCUCUCAGGUUUGUUUUGUAGGUGGCACUCGAGGUCAUGGGACUCAAUGUUGUCUCUGUAGGACAUUGCAAUAGAAACCGGAGUUAUGACAACUUGCACGUAUUUAAAAUAGCAUCAUACCUAGAACUGAAUUUUGUCCUUAUUAUUUUUAAAGAAAAGGUUUUGUAAAUUUCUCUAUUGUCUCAGUUUACAUUUUGUACAUUUGUAUUUAAAUGAAAGUCAGACUUGGGGUUGUAUAUUUUCUGAGCAGCAGCUUGUAAAGCCAUGUGUUUUAAGACUUUUUUU